Molecule: messenger RNA, 921 nt
Organism: Elephantulus edwardii (Cape elephant shrew)
Lineage: Eukaryota; Metazoa; Chordata; Mammalia; Macroscelidea; Macroscelididae
Product: olfactory receptor 10A7-like
Exons: 1
Coding region: 1-921 (306 amino acids)
Biological process (GO): G protein-coupled receptor signaling pathway
Cellular component (GO): membrane
Molecular function (GO): G protein-coupled receptor activity; olfactory receptor activity
Source: RefSeq, a predicted model, not a curated record
AUGGGCACUAACCAGAGCUGGACUCCCGAAUUCCUCCUGCUGGCCUUUGCUCACGUGCCCACGCUGCGGCCAGCGCUUGCUGUGCUCUUCCUGCUCAUGUUUCUGCUCACACUGAUGGGCAAUGGCGUCAUCGUGCUGCUGACCACGUGGGACCCUGUCCUGCACACGCCCAUGUACUUCUUCUUACGCCAGCUGGCCCUUGUAGAGAUUUGCUUCUCCCUGGACGUUGUGCCCCAGCUGCUGGUCAAUCUGCUGUGGCCUGGGCAUGGCAUGUCCCCUGUAGGCUGUGCCCUGCAGAUGCUGGUGGUCCUGGCCUCCCUCACGUCCGAGUGCUUCCUCCUGGCCGUCAUGGCCUGGGACCGCUACGUGGCCAUCUGCAGGCCGCUGCACUAUGGUGCCAUCAUGAGUCCACUGCUCUGCCACCUGCUGGCUGUCACCUGCUGGCUGGCUGGAGUCCCUGUGUCACUGGUCUUCACCAUCUGGCUCUUCAACUUCCCCUUCUGUGGGCCCCAUGGCAUUCGUCACUUCUUCUGUGACAUCGCCCCCCUGCUGAGCCUGGUGUGUGCGGACACAGGCGUCUUUGAGGACAUUGUGUUAGUGGCCACAGUGCUGGUCAUCAUGGUUCCAUUUUGUCUCAUUGCCGUAUCGUACGUGGGAGUGUUGGUCACGGUCCUAAAGAUGACGUCGGCCACGGGACGUCGCAAAGCCUUGUCCACCUGCGCCUCUCACCUCAUGGUGGUCAUUCUAUAUUACGGCACGAUGGGGGUCAUCCACUUGCGACCCAAGGCGAGCUACUCCCCGGAGAGUAAGCAGGGAGUAUCCCUCUCUUACACCAUGGUCACCCCUAUGCUCAACCCCCUCAUCUACAGCCUGCGGAACAAGGAGGUCAAGUCUGCCCUGGGCCGCAUGUGCUGCAGAUGA